Molecule: messenger RNA, 2613 nt
Organism: Medioppia subpectinata
Lineage: Eukaryota; Metazoa; Arthropoda; Arachnida; Sarcoptiformes; Oppiidae
Source: the annotation of a GenBank genome assembly
AUGGAGAGCUCCAGGAAAGCCAAGAGCGAGAUCGAGGUGUUGGACGCGGCGCUCAAGGACUACGAGUAUAAGUUCAAACUGCGCAACAAUUUACGUCUCGCCAGCGAUGCCAUCGACAAAGACGUGGACCAAUUGAACAAACGAAGGACCGCAUUGACCGCACAGAUGAAGGUCUACAACGAGUCGCACAGAUCCGCGUCGUCCGCCACUUCAUUGCCGACGCCGACUGUCGCGCCGAUCGCCAGACCACCAGUUGAUCACUCGGCGUCAUCGUUGUUGUCCACCACUUCAACCGCUGAUGAAAGACAGGGCCAGUCAUCGCAGCGCAGACCUCAGCAAAAGGAAAGGCCUCAACACUUAAGACCCGCUCUGACCACUCACUCGUCCCCAACGGCCGCCAAACGGCCCAACACUUUACACACUAAACCCGCGGCUAACCCGAAAAGGGUGCGAAUCAAUGACGUCGUGUCCAAUACUACGCCCACAGCGCCCGUCAGGACAACGCCUUCGCUUCAUACGGGUCUCAAACCGGCCAUAAAACGCACUCCGCAUCCAUUUAGACCGAAACCAGCGUUAGGCACACCGACCACCCCAUUGGCCACCGCUAGUCCGUCGACAGACUCGCCUAAAGUUAGCCGUUUGUGUCGUCAACAAACUCCAGGUCCCGGCGGCCCACGAAGUACUGGUUUAGCGCCCGCUCCGAGCGGUGUGCGUACGUCGAGACCCGUACGGCCCGGUUGUUCGCGCGCCAACCGAACCGACAACGAGUCCACAGAAGCGCCCGAACCCUCGGAACCGACUCACACUUCAGACCAACCCAUGGAUAAUACAGAGGCAGCCGACACUGCCGUUGAUUCGGCCGACGAAGCCGUUUCUGACAAUGAAAUCUUCAACGAAUUGGUCAAUACAAAUAUCAUGAACGAGAAGGCGGCCGAAGAGGACGCACCCGUUGUCACAAACCGUACACCCAAUACGGCUACGACCGCCGCCACUGCCACUCAAUCCACUGUAAACUCAGACGAAAUACUCGAUAAUAGUGUAGCGACUGGUGACCAACGGGACGGACCGGAUCCACAACCGGCUCCGCAGGACAAUGCUGUUAACACUGGAGGCGAUGAAAUUGAUGGCAAUGAUGGCCCGAACGCUGAGCCCGAUGUGGUGACCAUUGAUAGCGAUGACGAAGACGAAGUAUUUACGGCCGAAACUCAGCCAACAAUUAACGUUAAAACAGAAAAACCGGAUGCCAUGAACGGCGGCAACCAUUCGCUAAACGCGGCCGCGACCAGAGUCUUGUCGGACAGUGCGGCCGAUCUGAACGCGUCGAGCGCUGCCAGCGAUGACAGUAUGGCCAGCACUUCCACGUCUUCCACGUUGUCGUCGACUUUUAAUAAGAAAUCACUGCGUUAUACAGGUUUUCCGGCCGUUGAAUACGAGCGCACCGACGGUCAAGAGUAUAGUCUCGGGCCGUUUAAACCCAUUUUCGGCCCGAAGUCCAAGACUGCGGGCGUCGGCGUCAUUACGAUGAAGGCGUUUAAAGACUAUUUGAUCGCCUCAUUAGCCGAUAACACUGUCCGCCGAUUCCACAUACAGAACAAGUCAGACGUCGGGAUGUAUGGCCCGCACGGCAAUCAUGUAAUGGCGCUGAUGAUCGUCGAGAGCGCCAAAUGUGCCGACGAUUACUACUUAUACACCGCAUGUAAAGACAAAGCACUGCGUGUGUUCAACGCUCGCACCACUCAACUAAUGGGUGGUAUAUCGCUCGGACACACCAUCUAUUGUUUGGACUAUCGCUGGUCACACGUGUUCUGUGGCCUCGAGAACGGGACCGUUUGCAAAGUGGCCGCCAUUCACGAGUUGGAGAGUCCGCCACAGGUUUCGGCCGAUGGCGCGGCCAACACCGGUGGUGACACUUAUGAACAUCUAGUUAAGCGAUACGCCGUUGACGCCAAGAAGCGUAUAUUAGCUCUCGUAGCGGUUAAAGCGACCGCAACCGUGGCCUUACCCGUCGACAUUGAGCCCGUAAUGGCCAUCAGUCACACUAAGCUGCGUAUUGUAAACACCAGCGACAGUGUGGUUAACGACAAGGACCGAGUGCUUCACUCGAUGCCACUGAACGCGUCUAAUGCAAGCCCUAUAUUUGCCAAAGUGUUUGGCGACCACUUAUUCCUGGCGUUCAAAGUGGUCGGCUUUAAACCCGAGGGCCAGACGAAGCCCAACAAAGACGACGACAAAUCACUGCUAUUGAUGUAUGACUUGCAAAAGGACUGGAAUUACGUGAACAAACUGGAGAUACCGGGCGCUAUAAUGGCGGUGGAGAUGAGCGGCUCGGAUCUGAUAGUCUGUGAGUACUCGGGUAGCGUCCAGUGCUUUGCCUGCGACCACCAAUUUGACUUCAAGUGGAAGGCGCACCCAUCGGUCACUAUCAGCGCGUGCGUCCAAUUGGGCUCACGGCUGGUGUUGGGCACCGGGAGCGGCCAAUUCGAGGUGAUCUUCUUGGACCAGAAUCCCGUCGACUGUGACCUCUGCGGCAUCACAUUUGUCCGCGAUAUGGACCUCAAACAUCACAUUAAGAAUGAGCAUAACCUGUCGGAGCCACCGGCCAUUGGCCAGUAG